This is a messenger RNA of Chenopodium quinoa (quinoa), 450 nucleotides long. RefSeq lists its product as uncharacterized. NCBI's taxonomy places the organism in Eukaryota, Viridiplantae, Streptophyta, Magnoliopsida, Caryophyllales, Amaranthaceae. Bases 1 to 450 code for a protein of 149 amino acids. The transcript has 2 exons. The record is from RefSeq and is a predicted model, not a curated record.
AUGAAAGGAGUGACGAGAUUUGGGAAGAAAGGGAAGUUUAGUCCAAAGUACAUUGGACCAUAUGAGAUUUUACAAAGAAUAAGUAAUGUUGCUUAUAGAUUAGCAUUGUAUAUGGACCUCAGCAAGGUACACGAUGUGUUUCACGUUUCUCAGUUGAGAAGAUACAUCCCAGACAAGUCGCAUGUCCUACAACCUGAAACCAUAGAACUAGACCAAAUCCUAACCUAUGAAGAAAGACCUGUAAAUAUUCUUGAUAGUAAAGUGCGUAGUACACGCAAGAAAGAUGUCAAGAUUGUAAAGGUUUUGUGUUCGAAUCAAGAAACUGAGGAAGCGACAUGGGAAGCUGAGAAUGAAAUGAGAAAGAAGUACCUAGAGUUGUUUGAGUGUUGUGCUUACGACGUAUUUGUCGUCUCUUACCGUUGUAGUAACGGUUCUGAACUUUUGCAAUAG